Molecule: messenger RNA, 2846 nt
Organism: Purpureocillium takamizusanense
Lineage: Eukaryota; Fungi; Ascomycota; Sordariomycetes; Hypocreales; Ophiocordycipitaceae
Exons: 3
Coding region: 1308-2579 (423 amino acids)
Cellular component (GO): actin cortical patch
Molecular function (GO): phosphatidate phosphatase activity
Source: RefSeq, a predicted model, not a curated record
AAUAAGGUUGCGGCGCGGGACGGCGAGGCACGCCCCACCCCCGCACGGUUGGCGCUACGAACGCGCUACUACUACUACUAUUUACAGCACCUUCCGUCCAACACUAUCGGCAAGCGAAGCAGGCGAAGACAUGCCGACGAGAAGAAGGUUGGAAGGGUGUGUCGCGCUCACUUCCGGACUCGAUGGUCGCGCAUAUGCACCGUUGCGCUCUCGCCUCGUUCCUGCGCGACCAGACAAAACCGACUGAAGAUCAAAGCCUCAAAGGGGAAAUACUGCCACCACCAUCACUACCACCACCACCACCAAUACGUAACAGCCUGCACUCACUCGGCGCCCCCGGCCGCAAGGCGAGGCGAUAAGGUCCCAGGACGUUAGUCGCCGCAGGUGAUCAGCCCCAUUCGGGCGGCGCACGGGUUGCGCAUCGCCGCAGCCCCCACCCCGAAGGACGUCAUCCCUGGGCCAAGUCAAGCCGGGAGCAGGACGACCGCAGUAGUUGCCACUGCGAACAAGAGCACUCUACCGCCGCGAAAGUAAGUCGCUUUGCAAACCACCAUGGCGCCGCAGCAGCCUGGGACGAGAGAAGGGACGCACGCACGCACCCGGUCAACCUGCCACAGGCAGCCAUCACAAAGUGAGUCGGACUCGGGAUGCGGCAGGGCAGCUUUGCUCGCCUUCACCAAAGCGUGGCGUCUCACUGGCGUUCUUGCACCAACGCAAAGAUGACACCCAUUCGCAAAGUCUAUAUCCAGCGGGUGUUCAGCCUGGGGGGGCGUUCGCCGUCAGCUGGGCCCCCUUGCAAACAUCUGGUCAAGCGUUGGUGACUGGCGCCGCCCCUCGGUGAUCGUCGUCAUGCAGUCACAGUCACGCGUCACCAGCGCGCUCUCAUCCCAGGGGGGGGCUUUACACACACUUCCCCUUCAGCUCCCUCCCAGCUCGGAAAGACAGCUCACGCUCAUCUCGCUCCCCCCUUUCUGGUGCUCGCCGUUUCUCUUCUACUUCACGGCCCCCCCCCCUCCAGAAUCAGGCACGCAAGACAGAGGCGCAAGAACCGCGCCCCCCUCCUGGCUAUACCUGGUGACUUGGUCGUCGCCACAAUCAAAACCCUUCGGGCAUCGAAUACGCAGGCACGAGCCGCUUCAGCGGGAGUCACAGCGUUGAGCAUCUGAUCCAAACAAGGCUUUACGAGGCGAGUACGGCGACACUGGGUGUGCGCGCGCGCAACACAGCAACACAGGUAGUGGGUUUACUUGAUAUCCUGUUCCAUCCCGUGGGCGACCUGCGCUCCCACCCCCCCCUUUUGGUUUACCAUGACGGUAAACGACUUCAAUCCAUCAUCCUUUGCGGGCGCGAUGCAGCUGCGCACAAGAAAAGAGAAAAAGUUCGACGAGGUCGAGUCCAACCUCCCCGACCCGCGCAAGCCCAAGCUCGAGACGACGCAGUUCUUCUUCAGCGCGCGCGGAUGGCUCGACCGGCUCGGCAACCUCAACCCGUUUGGGAGGGCGGUGACCAACGACGACCUGGUGUGGCUCCUGGACAACACGGCCUUUAAGAGCGACGGUGGUAGCGGCGGUUCGUGGCAGGCCGAGUUCGUGGCGGCCGUCUUCGAGCGCGAGCCGCGCGGCAAGGUCGUCGACAUGGUGACGGGCAUCGUGCGGGCCGUGGGCCUCGCCGACGACGCGGACGAGCGCAAGACGGUCGAGGAGCGCAUCGUGCCGUUCCUCUGGGACAUACGGCCGCUGCGAACCGUCGCCGUGACGCAGCACCACCAGCACCACUACACUCGCCGCGGCGGCGGCGGCGAGCUCAAGCUCGGGCCGACAAACGUCAACGGCCUGUCGUCCAACGUGCUGGCGGUGCCGAGCGGCAGUGGCGGCUCGCUCGUCAAGUCGUCGACCAAGCUCGGGGGUGGGGAGGGCGCCAUCGUCGAGAUGCAGACGUACUAUGCGGGCCCGGACGGCUGGGGCAUCAUCUCGGACAUCGAUGACACCAUCAAAAUCACAAAGACGAGCGACCCCGUGGGCAUCCUGCGCGAGACGUUCGUCGAGGACCCGUCGCCCAUCCCCGGCAUGCCCGAGCUGUACGCCACGGUCAAGUCCUUCCUACCCAAGGACACGGCCUGGUUCUACCUGUCGGCGUCGCCGUACAACCUCUACCCCUUCCUCAAGCAGUUCCGCAAGCAGUUCUACCCGCCGGGCACGCUCAUCCUGCGCGACUCGAGCUGGAAGACCGUCGCCGGCCUGCUGUCGGCGCUGACGCUCAACACCGAGGAGUACAAGGUCGACCGCAUGAACAAGAUCAACUCGUGGUUGCCCCGGCGCAAGAUGAUUGUCAUUGGCGACUCGACCCAGUCCGAUCCCGAGGCGUAUGGCGAGGUCUAUCGGACAAGGCCGGGCUGGAUCAAGCUCAUCCUGAUCCGCAAAGCCACAGACGUCGCGUCCUUUGGCAUCGACGACAAGAACGAGCCCGAGCGCUUCGAAAAGGCCUUCAAGGACAUACCGCGCGACGCCUGGCACGUCUUCGAGGACCCUAGCGAGUGCGUCCAGAUCAUCAAAGACACGCUCAAGCAUGGUCACAAGUAGCAGAGGUUGAAGCAAGGAAUGAAUGAAUGGAGGAGAAGGGUUUGUCAGUUUGUACCCAAGGUUUCUCUGGAAUUGUUUUCCCAAACAACCCUACGUGGCUUCGGCCCGGGUUACGAACUCACGACUACGACACGGCGUCUGGACGGGUGGCUCUGAAUUUCCCAGCGUUCUUCUCGCCGCGGUCAUUCUUUAUCAUAGAAUCUGCAAGCGGCGAUUUUGCUCUGCCAUACUUAUUAGACCUGAUUUCUUUUACGAACUGCUCUCAGC